AUGAACAAUUUUACAGAUGACUUAACCUCAUCUGUCCGACAGCCAACAAACCUCCGAUGGGGGAUGCUGUCACUUGUUAUUGUCAUUAUCUGUGCUGCUUCUGGUAAUUUACUGGUAUGCAUGGCUGUCUGCUGGGAACGUCGGCUCCAGAACAUGACAAAUUAUUUUCUCAUGUCGCUAGCAAUUGCUGACUUUCUGGUCUCGAUCCUUGUGAUGCCGCUCGGCAUGGUUGUAGAAAUUUUUGGUAAUUUGUUCAUAUCUAUUUCAAUUUGUUCAUAUCUAUCUAAUUUUGUUCGUUAUCUAUCUAUCUAUCUAUAUAUUUCAAUUUCAUCAUAUUCAUCUUAUUUUGUUCAUUAUCUAUCUAUCUCUAUCUAUCUCUAUCUAUCUCAGUCUGUUCAUAUCUAUAUAUCUAUCUCAAUUUGUUCAUAUCUAUCUAUUUCAACUUCAUCAUAUCUAUCUAUCUCAGUUUGUUCAUAUCUAUUUCAAUUUGUUCAUAUCUAUCUAAUUUUGUUCAUUAUCUAUCUAUCUAUCUAUCUAUCUAUCUAUCUAUCUAUCUAUCUAUCUCAGUCUGUUCAUAUUUAUAUAUCUAUCUCAAUUUGUUCAUAUCUAUCUAUCUCAACUUCAUCAUAUCUAUCUAUCUCAUUCAUAUCUAAAUCACAAAUUGUUUCUAUCUAUCUAUCUAUCUAUCUAUCUAUCUAUCUAUCUAUCUAUCUGUCUGUCUGUCUAUCUGUCUGUCAGUUCUUUCUGGAGAUUCUGUUUCUUCCCGAUGAGUGCGCAUGUGUGUCUCUUCUGGAUCACAACAGACGUCUGAUGUGCACCGCCUCCAUUUGGCACAUGUCCACGAUGUCUAUGGACCGCUUUUUUCACCUUGAAGUACCCCAUGCGCUAUGGUCGCAACAAGACAAAGCACAUGCAGUCAGCUGUCCGAUCAGCAUUAACGGGUUGCUCGACACUCGGACAGUGUUCAAUGAGGGUAAGUGUGUUCCAACACUACCCACAUUCAUUAUCUAUGGCUCGGUGUUUGCCUUUUAUAUUCCUCUCCUAAUUAUGAUCGUCACUUACGGCUUGACAAUACAGAUCCUGUGGGAUAACCAGAAUCUGAUGACUCGCAUCGAGAAACUUGACAGAAGACCCUCCGAGAAAGCGGUCGUUGUCAAGAAAGAGUAUUCUGUCACUUCCCGGUCGCAACCUGAGGUGAAUCCUGAAAAUCCAAACCGUGCAGUUAUGUCAGAAACGGAAGGACCAGAUACCAAUAUCGUCGGAAUCAGCGAAAUCGGACAAGUUGAUAUCCCCCAAGCUCUGCUUCAACACCAUGAGAUCAGGGCAGCCAGGGCCCACUGGACGCAGUGUGACAGUGUUCGCAAUUCUUUCGACUCAGCCCAAACUACGAUCACAACCUGCACUCUCGGCUCGGAACAAGGGACCAGUAACGCACCCACGCGUCCCGGUUCUGAGUCGGUUCCACCUUUGAUUGACCCCAAGAAAAUGCGUCGGAAAAGCUUGCAAUUGCCUCUCCAAAGACGCCGUUGCUCUAAAGUACACUUUGAGAGGGUACCCUCCGCAGACCAUGUUAAGGAGGCCCCCAUUCCUUUGCCACUGUAUUCUUCAAAAUCGUAUUCGCAUCUGAUGGAGAUAAAUCAAUGGAAAGUUUCUUCAUUAGUAAAAGGUAGCCACUAUCAUAGCUAUCACGGUCUUAACAACAAUAUUAGCGUUGACCCCAAACAGAGUUACGACCGCAUGCCGGACGAUGUUCUACCUUGUCUCAUCGGGCUGGUCGAUGAAAACGAGAAUGAAAAUGAUGAUGUCUUCGAGGCGGGAGAUGAGGCAGCUCACUGCCGUUCAAUUCAAAACGGUCUGAUUCCAAUGAGAGUGUCUGUGUCUUCGGUCGAAGAGCCUGUAUCCGAAAAAGAUGAGGACGCCGAAUCUCAGGCGAAAGUUGUCAAUACGGACAGCUAUCAGAACAAGGUGAAAAGUACGUGUAACACUCCAGAGGAAAAUCCUGAAGGACAGCAGCUGGUCGCCUACAACGGAAACGUGCCGACCGGAACCAAGAAUUCGAAUCGCAAAAAAGAUUACCACAACAAAGUGACUCGCACGUUCCGUAAUUUCCUAAAAGAGCAUCUCAGGAAGGCCAACGAGAAGCCGAAAAUAAAGAAAGCUUUUCGCCAUCUUCUCAGCAACAAAACUGCCAGUAACGAAAAGAAAGCUUUGAAGGUUCUGGGAAUUAUCUUCGCAAUCUUCGUGAUCUUGUGGACUCCGUUUUUCAUCGUCAAUAUUAUAUCGGCGACUUGUACGGAUUGCAUGAGUAACGUGACGCCGGAGAUGAUGUCCGUUUUCCUAUGGAUGGGUUAUGUGGCUUCCUUGGCCAAUCCUCUCAUUUAUACAAUGUUCAACACGGCAUUCAGAAGGGCGUUCGUUAAAAUUCUCACUUGUAAAUAUCAAACACCGAGAGUGUAUAAUGAAAGCUCUUGCUUAAGCUUUGCUGCUUCAUGGCAUUUUGACAGAAGAAAUACUAUCAUGAUGUUUCUGAAAGAAGAAAUGUCUUAA
Acanthosepion pharaonis is the source of this 2547-nucleotide messenger RNA. NCBI's taxonomy places the organism in Eukaryota, Metazoa, Mollusca, Cephalopoda, Sepiida, Sepiidae. The record is from the annotation of a GenBank genome assembly.